UCAGGCCGAACUAAGAUAUCAGAAAUCCUCGGCCUCGAUUACGAUACUAGCACCGACAUAGGUUCCGUUCCUGAAAGGGAAUGGCGUCUCCUAGCCGCUCUCGCUAAAAAGAGGAAAGAUGAAGAUGAUAGAGAGAGACUGGCUGAUCAGUUCCGUAAGAUGUGGCUACAGGAGAAAGAGGGACGGGAGAUGAUGGAAGCCCAAACCUCCCUGCAGUACAAGCGUUUCAUCAACCGCAAGCGCGAAGACGAGCGGCUCUACCACGAGCACCGCCGGAUGCUAAAGAACCUGGAACAGCAUAUGCAGAAGGACAAGCUGAUGAACACCAUCCGAUGGAAGGAGAGGAAGGCUGAGGAGCUGUUGGCUUCGAGGGAAGAUAGAAAGGCAUCAGAUCUAGUCAACAAAGUUCUAGAAGAAGAAGCUCGCGCCUGUCUAGCCGCAGAAAGAAGGUCACGCCAAGAGUCAGCAGAAGAAUGGAGAAAACUCAUAGAAGUUAAGGAGACUAAGAGAAGAGCUGAUCAUGCGGACAAGAAGAGGAACGAGAUGCUUCGAAACUCUUCUAGGCGUAUAGCGAUAGCCAGCGCCCUAAACACCUGGGAGACCUCUCUCCUCCGCGAAGAGCUGGCCUUGUCUGACGCCGCCCGACGCGCGCAAUACGCCGCGCUGGCGACGCUGGCGUCCGCUCGAGGCGAGCGCGUGACGCGUGCGAGGGACUUGAAGAGGCGGCGUGCGAGAGCUGUGGCGGCCAGGUGCGAGCUGUGGCGGGACGCGGUUAGGAGGGGGAGUUACUAAUUACCGUUUUUGUAA
Molecule: messenger RNA, 807 nt
Organism: Leguminivora glycinivorella
Lineage: Eukaryota; Metazoa; Arthropoda; Insecta; Lepidoptera; Tortricidae
Exons: 4
Coding region: 160-792 (210 amino acids)
Source: RefSeq, a predicted model, not a curated record